This is a messenger RNA of Kwoniella botswanensis, 4011 nucleotides long. RefSeq lists its product as uncharacterized. Gene Ontology annotation, cellular component: membrane. The transcript is spliced from 5 exons. Lineage: Eukaryota; Fungi; Basidiomycota; Tremellomycetes; Tremellales; Cryptococcaceae. Bases 1 to 4011 code for a protein of 1336 amino acids. The record is from RefSeq and is a predicted model, not a curated record. Gene Ontology annotation, molecular function: sterol binding. Gene Ontology annotation, biological process: sterol transport.
AUGCCGCGGAUCGACGAUCCUCCACGGCGGGGGAAAGGUAUCUGCGCGAUGCGAGGAAGUUGCGGAAGAACCAGUAUAUUUGGCGCCGAUUUACCUUGUCCUGACGAUGACAACGCUACAGAGCCUGAAGAGAAAUUACGCGAUCUGAUGGCAUCAGUCUGUGGUCCAUCGUAUACUGUUCCCGAUUCAGUCUGUUGUACCUACGACCAAGUGGCCACUCUGUCCGAUCGUCUACAGCAAGCAGCUCCCCUUAUCGCCUCAUGUCCAGCAUGUAUCAAUAACUUUCGAUCGUUCUACUGCGACUUCACCUGCUCUCCUGAUCAAUCAACUUUCCUUUCGAUCACUUCAACCCAGAAGACGACAGAAGGUAAAGAUGCAGUCAAGGAAAUAGACUAUGAAGUUAGCACAGAGUUCAAACAAGGGUUUUAUAGCAGCUGUAAAGAUGUUCAGUUUGGAGCUACAAACGGAUUCGCGAUGGACCUGAUAGGUGGAGGAGCGAAGAAUGCAAGCUCAUUCUUGAAGUAUAUGGGAGACGUUAGACCCGGCUUAGGAUCACCGUUCCAGAUAAACUUCCCAGAUAACGACGAUUCCCUGUAUCCUCGAAUACCUCUCAGCUGCUCUGACGCCAACAACAUCAACGCUCGAUGCGCGUGUGCCGAUUGCCCAGCUGUAUGUCCCGAACUACCAUACGUCGCGCCUCCUUCGGCUGGUAAGUGCCAUGUAGGAGCUGUAUCCUGUCUCACAUUUUCCUUACUCAUCGUAUACUCUGUCGCAAUCUUACUUGGAAUCGCUUUCUACUCAUGGAAACAAGCUCUCAGACAUAGACAGAGACGUUAUGAACGACAUGCUUUACUAGACCCACCUCUUUCGCCGACCGCAGCAAGUGGCAACACCAAUGGUUUAGAUGGGAUGAUUGGAAGAGGUGGUGAAGAUGCUGAGUCAGGACCAAGUGGAUCAAUACAUUUCCGAUUGGGAAGAGGAGCAUCAUUACUUGAUCCAAUGGAACAUCUGCAACCUAAACAAAAUAAGAUAAAUGCAACUCUACGUCGGUCUUUCUAUCGUCUCGGUCUAUUCUGCGCCAAACAGCCGGUCAUCGUAUUUGGUAUCACCGCAUUGGUAGUUGCUUUGCUCAACAUCGGAUGGAAGUACUUCGCUGUGGAAACCGAUCCGGUGAGAUUAUGGGUAUCACCAUCCAGUGAAUCAGCUGCUCAGAAACACUUCUUCGACGACAAUUUCGGUCCUUUCUAUCGAUCAGAACAGGUCUUCAUAACCCAAUCAAGUGAUGGUCCAGUCAACUACGAUACUCUCGAUUGGUGGUUGAAGACCGAAGCUGAAAUUGGCCAAUUACAAUCGGAAUCUGGCGUAACAUUGCAAGAUAUCUGUUUCGCACCUGCUGGAAAAGGUACUCCGUGUGUGAUACAGUCCGUUUCAGCCUGGUUGGGAGAAGAUAUGGAAGAGUGGGGAGAAGACUGGCAAUCCAGAAUCAAAGACUGCGCUGCUAGACCAGGAGAAUGUCUUCCUCCUUUCGGUCAACCAAUCGAUCCAAAACUUGUCCUGGGUGGUGCUCAGGGUGAUUGGUUGAACGCAAAGGCUCUGGUGAUCACCUGGGUCGUAAAUAACUAUAACGAUGGUCGAGUCGCACCUGCAGAAGAGUGGGAACGAGUUCUCCGAUCGUACCUUGCAGAAUUAUCAAAACCGGACGUCACUAUUAGUUAUUCGACUGGAGUCAGCCUGGAGGAAGAGCUCAACAAGAGUACCAACACCGACGUCAAGAUUGUUGUUCUGUCCUAUUUGGUCAUGUUCCUAUACGUUUCUUUGACAUUAGGAGGUGGCUUACCUCCUCAGUUGAUCUCAGCAUUCAGUCAUCGUCUAUGGAGAGGUGUCAUCAAACUCGGUGUUUUGUUACGCAUAGUCAAAUCUCCGCCAGAAGACCGAUCACCUGUAUCCCCAAGCUUCUCCCUUAUUCCCACACUUCUAUCGGUCAACUCGAAAUUCUCCCUCGGGCUGUUCGGUAUCGCCAUCGUUCUAAUCGCUGUAUCUUCGUCCGUCGGGCUAUUCUCGCUUUUGGGCGUCAGGGUGACCCUUAUUAUUGCUGAAGUUAUACCUUUCCUCGUAUUGGCGGUGGGAGUGGACAAUGUGUUCAUUCUAGUGCACGAGCUUGAAAGGCAGAACUCACUUCAUGCUGCUCAUGGAGGAAACGAUGAUGCCCAAUCUGUCGAUAGCGAUGGCCGACAACCUAGUACUGGUACUUCUUUAUCUCCUGAAGAGAGAGUUGCCAGAGCAGUCGCAAGAAUGGGACCUUCUAUUCUACUAUCGUCUGUCACUGAAGUCGUAGCUUUUGCCCUUGGUGCACUGGUGCCUAUGCCAGCUGUACGAAACUUCGCCAUCUAUGCCGCUGGAAGUGUGUUCCUGGGGGCUGUCAUGCAAGUAACUGUCUUCGUAAGCGCUAUGGCUUUGGAUCUAAGAAGAGCCGAGGCAAUGCGAAUCGACUGUUUCCCCUGUGUACGACUUCGCCCACCCAUUGGACUGUACGACGAGACUGCACCUACUGGCGAAGGCGUAGUCAACAAGUUUAUGAGGACUAUAUACGCACCGUUCUUGCUCAAGAACGAAGUCAAGCAGCUUGUCCUGGUCGCGUUCGGAGGGUUGUUCCUGUUUGCCACUAUUGGUAUACAGCAUAUCACCCUUGGAUUAGAUCAACGUCUAGCGCUUCCUUCCGACUCAUACCUAGUUCCAUAUUUCAAUGCGCUCGAUGCCUACCUUGACGUCGGACCUCCAGUCUAUUUCGUUGCUCAAGGAGCAGAUGUGCCCACCCGACAUGGCCAACAACAGCUCUGUGGACGUUUCACAACAUGUAUGGAUCUCAGUGUCGCCAAUACCUUAGAAGCAGAAAGGAAACGACCCGAAUCGUCGUUCGUUGCUUCUCCACCUGCAGCUUGGAUUGACGAUUUCUUGCAAUGGACCAAUCCAACAUUCGAGUCUUGCUGUAGAGUACGAAAGAGGGAUCCAACUGUUUUCUGCUCUCCUAGAGAUUCGGAGAGAUUAUGUCGACCAUGUUUCGAAGGUGAAGAAUGGGACGCUACGAUGAAUGGGUUACCCCAAGGUGAAGAUUUCAUGCGAUAUCUUCAACAAUGGUUGAUUUCACCUACGAACGAAGAAUGUCCGUUGGGUGGUCAAGCUCCUUACUCAUCUGCGGUCAAGCUUGCCAAUGAUAAUUCGACUGUACUCGCCUCUCAUUUCAGAACCUACCAUACACCCUUAAAAUCUCAAUCAGACUUUAUAGAUGCUCUCGCAGCUGCUAGAAGAAUAUCCAAUGAUAUAUCCCACAGGACAGGUGUGAAGGUAUUCCCCUAUUCGCUAUUUUACGUGUUCUUCGACCAAUAUUCACAUAUCCAAUCGACAGCUGUUCAAGUAUUAUCUCUAGCCUUAUUCGCCAUAUUAGGAAUUACCAGUCUGCUGUUGGGCUCAUGGAGAACAGGAGCGACGGUAACUUUCGUCUGUACUUUGGCGGUAAUCAAUGUGAUGGGUGUCAUGGGAUAUUGGGGUAUAUCGUUAAAUGCUAUUAGUUUGGUCAAUCUGGUGAUUAGCUUGGGAAUAGCCGUGGAAUUCUGUUCGCAUAUCGCUAGGGCGUUCAUGGGUGCAGGAACGGGUUUACCGAUUGAUAAAGAUGUAGGAAAGAAGGAAAGAGAUGAAAGAGCUUGGACUGCACUAGUGGAUGUAGGACCAUCGGUAUUCUCAGGAAUAACAAUGACCAAACUCAUAGGAAUAUCCGUCCUUGCCCUAACCCGAUCUAAAUUACUCGAAGUGUAUUAUUUCAGAAUGUGGCUUUCGCUGAUUCUGUCUGGUGCAUUACAUGGAUUAGUCCUCUUACCUGUUUUAUUGACUUAUACAGGUGGUCAAGGGUAUAGUCUAGAAGAUACGGAUGAAGAUUGGGUUACGUCUCAGAUGAGGAGACCUAUGGAUUAUGAGUAUGCGCCGUUCGCUGAUACGGAUAGUGUCAUGUCGGAUUAG